Pelmatolapia mariae (spotted tilapia) is the source of this 3515-nucleotide messenger RNA. Its product is annotated as vascular cell adhesion protein 1-like. Gene Ontology annotation, biological process: cell-cell adhesion. Lineage: Eukaryota; Metazoa; Chordata; Actinopteri; Cichliformes; Cichlidae. Gene Ontology annotation, molecular function: integrin binding. The transcript is spliced from 7 exons. Bases 408 to 1769 code for a protein of 453 amino acids. Gene Ontology annotation, cellular component: membrane. The record is from RefSeq and is a predicted model, not a curated record.
GUGAUGUCCCUUUAAGAUUUAUAAGGAUCUGGGAGUGGCGUGGAUAGGAAACCUAUUUUUAUCCCAUAUUUCCUUCCUUAUGUUAAUUAACCAGACCCAGACUAACGAAUUACAGCCCAAAUUAACAGUUUGAGCAUUCUGAUUUGGUAUAUAUGCAGAAAAAAGAAAAGCUGGAGCAAAUAAGUAUUUAUAUUUGUACUGGGAUAAUACUCACCACGGCUGUCCUUUGAGCUUUUGGGAUAACUUUGGAAAAACUAUUUGGAAUAAUCUGACAGUUUAACCAACAAGCUGAAUAUUUGAUUUGGGCAGAGAUCACUGGCUGAGAACCUUCAAUGAUAAAUUUGACUCCUGUGCCUCACAACAUCUAAUGCAAAUCCUGAAACUGAACUUUCUCUGGAUGUUCCUGAAUGACACCUCAUCUCCUCCAUCCACCUCCAUCAUCCUGCAUGCUGUCUGUCACGAUGCUGGGCUUCCUCAUGCUCAUUUUUUCACUGUGUGAUGCUCUUGAACUAAAGACAAAAAACAGUACUCAUGCCAUAUCUUCAAGUGAGGGCACUAAUAUUAUGUUGACCUGUGAAACUGAGGGAAACCCUCUUCCUGUCUAUAACUGGACUUGUGAUGGGAAAAACAUGUUGGAGAACACAAACAGUCUCAAUAUCACCCUAGUAAAACGCAACACAACCUGCACCUGCACAGCUACCAGUUAUCUAGGAAACAUAACUAAGACAUUCCAUGUUCAUGCUGAACCAAGAGGUUGUCCUUUAACACUGACACCUUCUGAAAUUGUUGUGAAAUUUGGAGAUCCAGUUUCAAUCAACUGCAGCACAUCAGCCACAGAUGUUGAAGGAAUGGGCUGGGAGGCUCCAUUUGGAGGUACAGGAUUUGAACCUGCUCCUGUUGUCACUUGGAGGGUUGAAAAACUAGAAGAGUGGACUCCAAGUCCUUCCUGCUAUGCUACUUUGGUUGAUGGAUCCCAGUGUACUGUGAGUCCAGUCAUCACUGUUUACAAAACUCCAGACUUUGUGUCAGUGUCUGACAUGGGUCAUGGUCCGAUGGUGGAGGGCAGAGAGUACGAUCUGCAAUGUGAUGUCAUCAGUGUUACUCCUGUGCAGAAUCUCACAGUGAAGUGGUACAGAGGCAAUGAAACUGUGCUAACAGCAAUGUUUAAUGAGUCCACUGAGAUCCUAGUAAAUGCAUCUUCUACCCUGAGAAUCUCCACUCAGAGAGAUUACAAAGGAUUAACUUUUAGAUGUGAGGCUGAGCUGCACCUCGGACCCAAAGGACCAAAGUUCCUUCCUAAUAUAUCCUCACCACCUUACACUGCUGUUGUCCUCUAUGCCCCUGAGUUCAAGAAAGGAAAUGAAAGCAAGGAGGUGCUGCAGGGUGAGAAUGUUACUUUUAGCUGUAGUGCUGACAGUAACCCACCCUCAAACAUCAGCUGGAUCUACACAGCUGCUGUGAAUUCAAACAUGACCACUGAGGGACAACAGAAGACUAUCACUAUCACAGGAGUCACGUCUGCCAAUGCAGGCAUUUACAUUUGUGUUGCAGAGAAUGAAGCUGGGAGAAACACACGAUUCGUCUCACUGGUGAUAAAAGAUAAAGUCCCUUUGCUCGUCAUUGGAGCGUUGCUCGCUGCAUUUGCCAUUGGCCUCAUCAUCCUCCUGGUCUUUAUUUACUAUAGAAAGAGAAAAAAUUGGCAUUUUUCUUUUGACACAGUAUCAAAUGCCACAGAUGUCCCUCUGACACCAGCCAGUAGUAAUGCUUAGGAUAUUUCCUGCAUUAAGAAAAAUGAAGUAAAAUUUUAAUUGCAUAUGUAAUUUAUCAUUUGUCCUACAAGUCAAUCAAUAAUAUUGUAUAAAUGUACAUUUAAUUUUUCCAUAAAUUAAUUCCUCGAGUUAAACAACUUCAUAUACCAGAAAACAAAUAGCAGAAAUAUCUAAAAUAAUAAGAAGGUUAUGCUUCAGAGAUAAUAAUGUUAUGUACAUGUCUGCUAAACAGUGCGCCAAACUGCUGUAAAAACAAUUAACAUUAAGCAAUAUUGUCUUAUCUUUGAAUUAAUUUUUUUUAUUGUUUUUAUGUUUUUUGACUCACAGUUCAUUUUAAUUGUGAAAUAUUAAAAGCACAAAGUGUAGCUCUAACAGGUAUUACUGCAUUUAAACAAAGUAGCCUAUUGUCAUAUGCCAGAACUUAAAGGCAAGUUAUUAAUGAUUUGAAUUAGAGAGUGAUCAUCUGCUAUUAAACAAUAGGAUGAUUUUAACCAGUGGAGGCUGUCAGGCUACAGCACAGCCUCCUGGCUGGCAUCCUGUGUGGAGAUCAGAUCGCUUCCUCUUUAAGGCUUAUUAUGAUUUUUGAGAGUGAUGUGGAUAGGAAAGCUAUGUUGACCUGAUUUCCUUCAUCAUGUUAAAUAUUUGGAAAAACCAGGCUAAAGGCUGGCAAGCAUAAUUAAUUGUUUAAGUGUGAUGGUUAUUAAACAAUUAAUCAGCUAUAUGUGCUGAAGAAAGACAAAGCUGGAGCAGUCAGUGUUUAUAUUGUGCUUGGAUCCUAUUCAACAGGACCUUCCUUCAAAUUGCUGGGAUAACUUUGGAAAAGCUUUUGUUGCUUUCUGAAUAAUCUGACUGGCCUGAAAAUUGAUUUUUGCAAAGAGCUUUCAGUGAGUGUAUAAUCUGCUUCACUUGCAUGAUAUUAAAUAGAGGAAGAAAAGAGGAAGAAUGAGAUUAACGGUCAUAAUAUGAAAACUGAAAGCAACUUAGAAAUGGCUUUUUUUUUUAACUCAAGGGCCACCAGUUGGUGUCUAAUGUUACAAAAAAGAACCCUAGUCAAAUUCAAAUUCAAAUUUUAUUUAUCACACACACAACCAUACACAGACAAGUGGUGAAGUGCUUAUUUCUGUGCAAUGCCGGACCAGUAAAGAAUUUACAGAUUUACAGAUUAUGACAAAAUUUACAGAUUUUAACUUAGAAAUUUACAGUAAAAAAAAAAAGAAUGUGCAAAUAACGAUUUAAGAGAGAAAUUGUAAGAAGUGUGCAAAUAAAAACAGCGACGUGAUGUAUGAGAGUCCAGUCCUACACUUGGUUCAGGGCCCAAAUAACCUGGUGAAAGAAGCUCCUCCUCAUUCUCUCUGUUUUGGCCUUAGGGGAGCGGAAGCACUUCCCAGACCUCAACAGUGAGAAGAGUCCAUUGUUGGGAUGGGAGAGGUCCGUCCUAAUCUUCCUGGGUUUGUUCUUGCUCAAAUGAACUGAAACAAUUUUUGGUAGAAUGAUGUUCAUUGCUAGAAUAGUCACUUUAAUUGCUCACUCUCUAUGGUAUUAGUAGCCUGUACUUGCUCUCAUUCAAGUGUUUGUACCACUGUGUAGAAAUAAAAAACAAUAACGUUUUGGAGAAUUACACAUUGACAUAUGCCUACUAAUUUGUCUCUGCCUUCUUCUCAUUUUGAUGUCACUGUGUCCGAUAUAUACAGUUAACUCCAUACAUAAUUAAAUAAAUUUUAUUGCGACUUUGUCUCUUUAUGCCAU